ACCAGCAGCCCGGCCCGGGAGGAGCAGGACGCGCCGGGGCCGCCUCCUCCCGCACGGACCCAUGAACCAGCCGGGCGGCGCGGCGGCUCCGCAGGCUGACGGAGCCAGUGCAGCUGGAAGGAAAAGCACCGCGAGCAGGGAGCGCUUGAAGCGCAGCCAGAAGAGCACCAAGGUGGAGGGGCCAGAGCCCGCGCCGGCCGAGGCCUCGCUGAGUGCCGAGCAGGGAACGAUGACGGAGGUGAAGGUGAAGACGGAGCUACCUGAUGACUACAUCCAGGAGGUGAUCUGGCAGGGGGAGGCCAAGGAGGAGAAGAAGGCGGUCAGCAAGGACGGGACAGGUGAUGUGCCCGCUGAGAUCUGCGUGGUGAUCGGUGGUGUCCGCAACCAGCAGACCCUUGAUGGAAAAGCGCCUGAGGGCAGCCCCCACGGUGGAUCUGUGCGAAGUCGCUAUUCAGGGACCUGGAUUUUUGACCAAGCGUUGAGAUAUGCAUCUGGAUCCUAUGAGUGUGGAAUCUGUGGCAAGAAGUACAAGUAUUACAACUGUUUCCAGACCCACGUACGGGCACACCGAGACACCGAAGCCACCUCAGGGGAGGGAGCCUCCCAAGGCAAUAAUUUCAGGUACACGUGUGACAUCUGUGGGAAAAAGUAUAAGUACUACAGCUGUUUCCAGGAGCACCGGGACCUGCACGCCGUGGAUGUGUUUAGUGUGGAAGGGGCCCCCGAGAAUCGGGCAGACCCCUUCGACCAAGGUGUUGUGGCCACUGACGAGGUGAAGGAGGAGCCCCCGGAACCAUUCCAGAAAAUUGGGCCAAAAACUGGCAAUUACACCUGUGAAUUCUGCGGAAAGCAGUACAAGUACUACACGCCCUACCAGGAGCACGUGGCCUUACACGCCCCCAUCAGUACUGCCCCCGGGUGGGAGCCACCGGACGAUCCAGACACGGGCUCUGAGUGUUCGCAUCCGGAGGUCUCCCCGUCUCCACGCUUCGUGGCAGCGAAGACCCAGACGAACCAGUCGGGGAAAAAGGCUCCGGCCUCCGUGGUCCGAUGCGCCACCCUCUUACACCGCACCCCUCCAGCCACCCAAACCCAGACGUUCCGCACUCCAAACUCGGGAUCUCCGGCAAGCAAGGCGACCGCAGCAGAAAGCGCUUUCAGUCGGAGAGUAGAAGGCAAAGCACAAAACCACUUUGAGGAGACAAAUAGCAGUUCCCAAAACUCCAGCGAACCGUACACCUGCGGCGCCUGUGGGAUCCAGUUCCAGUUCUACAACAAUCUGCUGGAGCACAUGCAGUCCCACGCAGCGGACAACGAGAACAACAUCGCCUCCAACCAGUCCCGAUCGCCGCCUGCUGUUGUAGAAGAGAAGUGGAAACCCCAGGCCCAGAGGAACAGCGCCAACAACACCAUGACCAGCGGUUUAACGCCCAACAGCAUGAUCCCCGAGAAGGAGCGGCAGAAUAUCGCAGAGCGGCUGCUGAGGGUCAUGUGCGCCGACCUGGGCGCUCUGAGCGUGGUGAGUGGGAAGGAGUUCCUGAAACUGGCCCAGACGCUGGUGGACAGCGGCGCCCGCUACGGGGCCUUCUCCGUCACGGAGAUCCUGGGCAACUUCAACACGCUGGCCCUGAAGCACCUGCCGCGCAUGUACAACCAGGUGAAGGUGAAGGUGACGUGUGCCUUGGGCAGCAACGCCUGUCUGGGCAUCGGUGUUACCUGCCACUCGCAGAGCGUCGGCCCCGACUCAUGCUACAUCCUCACGGCCUACCAAGCCGAGGGCAACCACAUCAAGAGCUACGUGCUGGGCGUGAAGGGCGCGGACAUCCGCGACAGUGGCGACCUGGUGCACCACUGGGUGCAGAACGUGCUGUCGGAGUUUGUGAUGUCGGAGAUCAGGACAGUGUACGUGACAGACUGCCGGGUGAGCGCGUCCGCCUUCUCCAAGGCCGGCAUGUGCCUUCGCUGCUCAGCCUGUGCCUUGAACUCGGUGGUGCAGAGCGUGCUGAGCAAGCGGACGCUGCAGGCCCGCAGCAUGCACGAGGUCAUCGAGCUGCUCAACGUGUGCGAGGACCUGGCGGGCUCCACGGGCCUGGCCAAGGAAACCUUCGGCUCGCUGGAGGAGACCUCGCCGCCGCCCUGCUGGAACUCGGUCACGGACUCGCUGCUGCUGGUGCAUGAGCGGUACGAGCAGAUCUGCGAGUUCUACAGCCGCGCCAAGAAGAUGAACCUCAUCCAGAGCCUCAACAAGCACCUGCUCAGCAACCUGGCGGCCAUCCUGACGCCAGUCAAGCAGGCGGUCAUCGAGCUGAGCAAUGAGAGUCAGCCCACCCUGCAGCUGGUGCUGCCCACCUACGUCAGGCUGGAGAAGCUGUUCACGGCCAAGGCCAACGACGCGGGCACCGUCAGCAAGCUGUGCCACCUUUUCCUGGAGGCCCUCAAGGAGAACUUCAAGGUGCACCCGGCGCAUAAGGUGGCCAUGAUCCUGGACCCGCAGCAGAAGCUGCGGCCCGUGCCGCCCUACCAGCACGAGGAGAUCAUCGGCAAGGUGUGCGAGCUCAUCAACGAGGUGAAGGAGUCCUGGACUGAGGAGGCCGACUUCGAGCCCGCCGCCAAGAAGCCCCGCUCUGCCACGGGCGAGCACCCCGCAGCUCAGGAAGACGAUCGGCUUGGGAAGAACGAGGUGUACGAUUACCUGCAGGAGCCCCUCUUCCAGGCCACCCCUGAUCUCUUCCAGUACUGGUCGUGCGUUACCCAAAAGCACACGAAACUCGCCAAGCUGGCCUUCUGGCUGCUCGCGGUUCCGGCCGUGGGGGCCAGGAGCGGGUGUGUAAAUAUGUGUGAGCAAGCCCUUCUAAUCAAAAGGAGGCGGCUGCUCAGUCCAGAAGAUAUGAACAAACUCAUGUUUCUGAAAUCCAACAUGCUUUAAGACUUCAGAACGGUAAGAAGGAAGAAAAGAAAAAGAGAAGAGAAACAUU
Molecule: messenger RNA, 2975 nt
Organism: Neomonachus schauinslandi (Hawaiian monk seal)
Lineage: Eukaryota; Metazoa; Chordata; Mammalia; Carnivora; Phocidae
Gene: ZNF618
Product: zinc finger protein 618
Exons: 15
Coding region: 62-2926 (954 amino acids)
Source: RefSeq, a predicted model, not a curated record